GGAUGGACUGAAAAUUGAUCUUGGCUGUAAAAACUAAUUGUGCAAGAUCAAGAUGACAGAGUAUGUAUAGCACUGAGUUUACCUAACUGCUAAUUGCAGCUGCCUGCGUGUUUAUCAUACCUUAGCUAAUACCUUAGUAUGGACUGUGCACAGUCUGCACAGAUGUCAGCUCAGACUGGUUGGCAAGCAUCAACUAUUGCACUCACCAGAGGUAGCUUUGCAACACAGUGCCUGCAGAGCUUCGUAUCCAAGAUGGGAAUCGACAUUCAAGUCGAGUAUUGGGAGUACUCUGGAGCGCAAGGUAUCUCCAAGGUGGACGAAUGGACGAUCACUGCAAAAAAUGCAUCACUUGAGCAAACCCUAAAGUCUAACAAUCUCCUUGCUAAGAAGUUCCGUGAGUUAUCGAAGGACUUCACUGUACGAUGCUAUGCUGGAGACAUAGAGGGCAAAGAGAUUGAUAUAUCCCAGAAACCAGAUGAGAUUGAGUAUGUCAUUGAUGCAGUGAGGAGCAGCUGCAAGCCAGUGAUUAUUCUCUGCAAAGAGCCAUUGCAAAAUGAGAAGAGGAGCUCGGAUGAUGACACUGAUGAACAGGAGAUGGUGGGCUACACUGGGCGCACAGCCAGUGGUAUGGUCAAAAAGAUGCUCAACCUUCGUUCUCGUAGCAACUCGACCGUUUCUGGUUCGGACGAAGACCACUCUCCCAUGAUGAUGAACGGGUCUCUCACACCAGUAAUGGGCACACCCGUCCACUCCAGUAAGUCAACCCUCAAGCAGUCACGGUCCCUGACCAGGAUCAACAAACUGAGAGUGCACUCUGAGAUGUAUCCUCAUAGCGAUGAGCUGGUGAUGUCCAACGAGAAUGUGCAGCUGGGGAGUGAAGGUGAAGAGGUUGGUAGUGACACAGAGUCGACCUGCUCCUCACACAACUCCUCUGCUGCCUCAGGUGGUAGCGAGACUCAUGAGGAGACCACCUCCCCUAAUUCCAUUCGCCAAGAGACGAUCUACAGGGAACCAAAGGUACACCCUCUUCCAUACGAUCACAAAGACAAGUACAGAACGCUUCAGCUUAAGCCAAGAGGAGGCAAGGACAGGUUUUCUAAGAGGAAGUGGCAAUUUGGGAGACGAAAGAGUAGACCAGAGACGACCCUUGAUAUCAGUGCUCCAUCUCUUCCAGGCCCUGUCGUCGUGGGCGAUAGCUCACCGUGCAAGAUUACUCGUCAACGACCGUCCGCUAUGAGGGGCAAGAGAAAAAGCAAGGAGAUGAUUCAAGCCACUAUUCCCGAGUGCUCCUACUCAUUUGAAAUCACCUCUGUAAACGUGAUAUUUCGAGGGGGCUCCAAGAUGGCGGUGUCAUGCAGAGAAUUCAAUACAAUUAUGGAACUGAAAGGAGCCAUUGCCAAGCAACUCAAUGAGGCCAAUCCUGAUCGAUACACUCCAUGGAAACACAGUGACCUGGUUCUCAGCUACAAGAGCAGUGAGGGGAAGCCCUAUGAAUUAUUCAGUGACUGGCAAUUCAUUUUUUCCACAGCCCUGUACCAGAUAUGGAUCAAGGAGAAUGGAAUGGAGACGCCUAUCCAUGUGGAGGUAAUGUGUCGAGGGAAGGAGGAGGACCUGAGGGUCAUUCAUCGGAUCAGCAACCUCGUGGGGGUGCUUCUGGACGAGCAGGUCAAGUCCCUCACUGGUGUCGAUGUGGGCUCUCUCAGGAAGGUCUCCAGUUCAGACAGGAAGGAGGCACAGUGGUCCCGCCGUACUCUACACGACUAUGUUACCAGUGUGACUAAGAGUAGAAACACAGAGGAGUACUCUCUCUCAAUGGAGCUGGUCUCUGCCAGCACAUCCACCAUCUUGGCUCUCAAGAUACCCAUAGACAGCAAGAUACAGAUUGUUUUCCAUUACAAACAAUGUUUCUCCCUCGUGAAGCAAAUCAAAGUCCAAAGAAUUGCAGACAGUGUUCUGAGAGAAGUGUUCCCCUGUAUAGUCGCUUGUGGUCUCGUGGAAAACAGGAUUGAGGCGUACACGAUGCAGAUCAGCGGAGAGAAGAGUUACAUCGCCGGAAACUACGAGUUGAUUGCAUUCAAGGACAUUCGAAGGUGUAUCACUAAGGCUGAGCCUGUUCAUAUCUCCAUCACUGAGAAGCCACGCCCAGAGGCAGACCGCCCCUCACAUCUCAACUGGUUGUCCAUAGACCCCCUGAGUGGAGUGCCCCCCCUACACACGGACAUUACACGCACCAUUCGACGUGACUCUGAGAUUCAGGCACUCUCCAUGUGGGACAGAGAGGAAGAGUUCACUUUAUCGAUAAUGGAGGCCACUAAUCUGCCCCUAGUGCAGAGCCGGGUGUUGCAAGCGGUUGUCGAGGCUACUCUAUACCAUGGAGAGAAACAGCUGUGUCCUACCGUUACCACGACAGCAAAGGUCGUUGACCUCUCCGUCAAAUGGGGGGAAACACUCGUCUUCAAAAUUGCCAAGAAGAAUAUUCCGAAAUCUGCAAAGAUAUUGAUUCAGAUCAGCGAGCCUUAUCUAAGAAGAGAAUCUACUUCCAAUCGGCGUAGCUCGAAAUUCAUCUACUGGGGACUGUGCACUGUCUUUGAUCAUGAACGUAUGAUGUACAAUGGAGAGAAGAUCAUGUCCCUGUGGAAAGGCAAAAAAGAUGAAAAGAAAGAUGAGCGCAAAGACAAACUGUUUGACAACUUCCAUGAGCUGAACCCAUCUGGCCCCGCCCUAAACAACAGCUGUCCAAAAGCCGUCAAACUGAAGAUCAAGUUUGAAGAGUUUGGCUAUCCGAUGUACUUCCCCAGUUGUCUCCCCGAGAGCUGGUCCAUGCUACUGCAAAGUCACCAAGAGGACGGCACAGCUGUGAGGAAACAGUAUCAGAAGCUGGUGGAGUUCAUUAGGAAUGGCAAACUACACAGUGCACUCCCCACGUAUGUACUCCGUGCCAACUGGGGCAAACUGAACGAGAGUCUCGAGGUGUACUCCAUGCUCACACAGAUAGAAGACACCGAGGGAUUCCCUGAGGAGAUUGCUUUGAAGCUGCUCGACUGUGACUUCCCGGACGAAAAUAUCCGUGGCUACGCGACCAAAGUCCUGAGGCAGCUGCCAGACGAGAGGUUGGAGGAUUUCCUGUUACAGCUGACACAGGCUCUCAAGUUUGAGCUUCACCACGACAGUGAUUUGGCACGUUUCCUUCUCGACCGAGCUCUGAGGAACAAACGUAUCGGGCACUUCUUCUUCUGGUAUCUCAAGUGUGAGAUGUACAAUCUCCAGUACAUGACUCGAUUCGGGGUGAUCCUGGAGGCCUACUUGAAGGGCUGUGGGGAGGCCAUGCUGAGGCAGUUUGAGCAUCAGGUGGAGAUGCAGACCACACUGGAGGAGAUUGCCUCUGUGCUGAAGCAGAAAUGCAGUGAUGACCACACCAAGAUGCAAGCCAUGCUGCCAGAGAUGUUGGAGAGUUAUGGAGUGCCGCAUUUCGAGGUGACACCUGUCUACAACCCAAGGAUCAGUCUGGGUAGCCUCCGACCUACCAAGUGCAAGAUCAUGGCAUCGAAAAAAAAGCCGCAGUGGCUGGAGAUGUACAACAUUGACCCGACCGCACUCACCCAGACUCCCACCAGACUCAUUGUCAAGCUAGGCGACGACCUCAGGCAAGACAUGAUCACUCUCAGAAUGUUCUCACUCUUUGAAAAGCUGUGGGAGGAGGAUGGGCUCGACCUUGCUCUCAUUCCUUAUGGCUGCAUAGCAACCGGACCGAACUCAGGGUUCAUAGAGGUCGUCAAGAAUGCUCGUACCAUUGCAGAGGUUUCUGGAGUGAACAACCAGACAAAGCUGCUGGACUGGAUCAAGAGCCACCAGAAGAAUGAGUUCGAUGAGACGGACCCGGACCAGGUGAAGGAGGCGGUGCGAACUUUUGUCCACUCUUGUGCCGGCUACUCGGUGGCUACCUACGUCCUGGGUAUUGGAGAUAGACACAACGACAACAUCAUGAUCACACGCAAAGGCAACUUGUUCCAUAUUGACUUUGGCCAUUUCCUUGGCAACAUUAAGUACAUAAUGGGCUUCAAGAGAGAGUGGGCGCCAUUUGUCCUCACUCCUGACUUUGUGUAUGUCAUGGGCGGUGAGGAAAGUGCUACGUUUGAGACCUUCAAGAAUCUUUGUUGUCGGGCGUUCCUAACUCUGAGGAGACAUGCUGAGUUGAUUAUCAACCUCUUCUCGCUGAUGCGCUGUACCGGGAUCCCCGAGCUAACGUGUGUGGAAGACACUGACUAUAUCCGCAAUGCCCUCGUCUUGGAGAAGAGCGAACAUGAUGCAGAGCAAAGCUUCAGAAAGGUCAUCAAGAAGUGUCUGGACUUAAAAUGGACAGUACAAGUAAUGUGGAAAUUCCACAUCCUUAGAAAGAAAUCGAACUAAUUGUUAUGUAAAUUAUCACCAUUUCCACAUAAUUAUUCCCUCACCAUCAGAAAGAGACUGUUAUAUAAUAUGAGCUUUUGUUUUGUUUACAAUGACUUAUACAGGUUCCGCUGCUUCACAGAUUAUACUAAUUUUUAUAUUUAAUUUUAUAAAUCAAAUUUCAAUUUUCAUGAA
Molecule: messenger RNA, 4581 nt
Organism: Halichondria panicea
Lineage: Eukaryota; Metazoa; Porifera; Demospongiae; Suberitida; Halichondriidae
Product: phosphatidylinositol 4,5-bisphosphate 3-kinase catalytic subunit gamma isoform-like
Exons: 30
Coding region: 139-4407 (1422 amino acids)
Biological process (GO): phosphatidylinositol-3-phosphate biosynthetic process; cell migration; phosphatidylinositol-mediated signaling
Cellular component (GO): plasma membrane; phosphatidylinositol 3-kinase complex; cytoplasm
Molecular function (GO): 1-phosphatidylinositol-4-phosphate 3-kinase activity; 1-phosphatidylinositol-3-kinase activity
Source: RefSeq, a predicted model, not a curated record